AUGGUCAGCCUGCAGAUGCCCCAGCUCCUGCCCCGGACGGUGAUCCUGGCGCUUAUUUUCCUUCCCCAGGCACGGCCGGCAGGCGUCUUCGAGCUGCAGAUCCACUCUUUCAGGCCGGGACCAGGCCCGGGGGCCCCGCGGUCCCCCUGCAGUGCGCAGGGCCCGUGCCGCCUCUUCUUUAGGGUCUGCCUGAAGCCGGGGGUCUCCGAGGAGGCCGCCGAGUCUCCGUGCGCCCUGGGCGCGGCGCUGAGUGCGCGCGGACCCGUCUACACCCAGCAGCCCGAAGCGCCCGCGCCUGACCUGCCUCUGCCCGACGGCUUCAUGCGCGUGCCCUUCCGGGAAGCCUGGCCGGGCACCUUUUCCCUCAUCAUCGAAACCUGGAGAGAGGAGUUAGAACAGAUUGGAGGACCCGCCUGGAGCCUGCUGGCGCGCGUGGCCGGUCGGCGCCGCCUGGCUGCGGGGAGCCCGUGGGCCCGGGAUGUGCAGCGCGCAGGCGCCUGGGAACUGCGCUUCUCCUACCGCGCGCGCUGCGAGCCUCCCGCCGUCGGGGCCGCAUGCGCGCGCUUCUGCAGCUCGCUCAGCGCCCCCUCGCGGUGCGGCUCGGGACUGCGCCCCUGCGCGCCGGUCGAGGACAAGUGCGAGGCCACGCCGGCGUGUCGAGAGGGCUGCAGUCCCGACCACGGCUUCUGUGAGCAGCCCAAUGAAUGUCGAUGCCUGGAGGGCUGGACUGGGCCCCUCUGCACCAUCCCUGUCGCCAGCAGCUGCCUCACUGCCAGGGGCCCAUCGGCUGCCACCCCUGGAUGCCUUGUACCCAGGCCUGGGCCCUGUGACGGGAACCCGUGUGCCAACGGGGGCAGCUGUAACGAGACCCCGGGAUCCUUCGAAUGCGCCUGUCCCCGCGGGUUCUACGGACUGCGGUGCGAGGUGAGCGGGGUGACAUGUGCGGAUGGACCCUGCUUCAAUGGCGGCUUAUGUGUGGGAGGCGCGGACCCUGACUCUGCCUACAUCUGCCACUGCCCGCCUGGGUUCCAAGGCUCCAACUGUGAGAAGAGAGUAGACCGGUGCAGCCUGAAACCAUGCCGGAAUGGCGGGCUCUGCCUGGACCUGGGCCACGCCCUGCGCUGCCGCUGCCGCGCCGGCUUCGCGGGGCCGCGCUGCGAGCACGACCUGGAUGACUGCGCCGGCCGCGCCUGCGCCAACGGCGGCACGUGCCUGGAGGGCGGCGGCGCGCGCCGCUGCUCCUGCGCGCUGGGCUUCGGCGGCCGCGACUGCCGCGAGCGCGCCGACCCGUGCGCCGCGCGCCCCUGCGCCCACGGCGGCCGCUGCUACGCCCACUUCUCCGGCCUCGUCUGCGCCUGCGCGCCCGGCUACAUGGGCCCGCGCUGCGAGUUCCGGGUUCACCCCGACGGCGCGGACGACAGCGCAGGUGCGUUGCCCGCGGGGCUGCCGGGCCUGAGGCAGGGGGACCCGCAGCGCUUCCUUUUGCCUCCGGCUUUGGGACUGCUGGUGGCGGCCGCCUUGGCUGGCGUUGCGCUCUUGCUGGUCCACGUGCGGCGCCGUGGCCCUGGCCAGGAUACUGGGUCUCGCCUGCUGGCAGGGACCCCGGAGCCAUCGGUGCACGCGCUUCCUGAUGCACUCAACAACAGGAGAGCGCAGGAGGGUUCGGAGGAUGGGCUCAGCCAGCCAGCGGAUUGGAAUCACCCUGAAGAUGGAGACUCUCGUGCGAUUUACGUCAUAUCUGCUCCUUCCAUCUAUGCCCGGGAGGCCUGACCUGUCCCUGUUCCAUCAGCGCCUGGAGACAGAACCUGGAUAUUUUUGUAUUUACUUGGUGGUGUCCAAUCUCUGCCUCAGACACUUUGGAGCUGGAGGGGGGCGCUGCAAGGAUUUUGCCUUUGGGAGUUGUACAUAAUGGUUAUUUAAAUCUUAUCCCCUUCCCCCCAUCUCUCCAGAGACCUCUAUAAAAAGGCUCUCAUUGUGAUCAGCUUUGACUCAGUGGGCUAAGUGCUUUGUACUUAGUGUUGGGACUGAGGGGAGAGUUAUUGUCCCCUGAGAAGAAUAAUAGGACUCUGUUGGAGGGAUCAGAAACAACUCAAAGUGGCUUAAAUAAGAAGAAUUUAUUAGUUCAUAAAAUGAGACAUCUUGUGGUAGGUGUACCUUCAGCAGGGUUGGAUUCGGGGACCAGGUGCCCGAAUGUUGUCAGUGUGCCAGUAUGUUUUCAUCCAGUUGUGUCUGGGAAUGACUUCAUUUAUAAGCGGAGCUUUCAUUGGCUCCAGCUUGUCACAUGGCCUUGCCUGGAGGAGGGGCCAGGCUGAAUGGCUUAUUCUGAUUGGCUAGUCUCGGCUAUUUGUCUCGUGUGUGGCGGGAAGUAAGGUCAGUCAGCCGGUACAAAUCAAGUGGAGUGCAUGGGUAAAGCAGUGUCCUACCCUCUACCCUAAAUCCGGGUUUGUUACUAGACCUGAGUAUCGUAGCGGGCCGGCAAACCAACUGUUACAGAACACAAACUCAAUAAAUUUGAAGAGUUAA
Callorhinus ursinus (northern fur seal) is the source of this 2523-nucleotide messenger RNA. It is a transcript of the gene DLL3, whose product is annotated as delta like canonical Notch ligand 3. Gene Ontology annotation, cellular component: plasma membrane. NCBI's taxonomy places the organism in Eukaryota, Metazoa, Chordata, Mammalia, Carnivora, Otariidae. The record is from RefSeq and is a predicted model, not a curated record. Gene Ontology annotation, molecular function: calcium ion binding; Notch binding. Gene Ontology annotation, biological process: negative regulation of Notch signaling pathway; multicellular organism development; Notch signaling pathway.